GAAGCAUACGCGAUAGUUUGUAGUUCCAAAACAAGAGUUUCAGCAAUAUUACGCCUAAUAUAUGGUGGAAGACGUGUUCGUAUUCGUAGUUGAAAAAUACUCAAAAGUCCGGGAAAUAGGACACGACCGUUUCGGAAUUCGGUUAAUGGACUUAUACGAUAAAAUUGUUUAAUUUUUCCAAGUGCGUAUCGCGGUCAACCUGCCAUGGUUGCUCGGAACGCGUCUUCUUUGCGCUGUGAAAUAUCGGAAAAUAUACCUAAAAUGCGAGAACCCUGCUAUAAGGAGCGGCAUUUUACGUGAGAGCAAGACCUGCAGAAUGGUGGUGGAUUCAUUAUCAGUUCAGGGCUCAGCAGGUGUAGCGAGAAAGCACGAGCGAAGAUUGGGAGUAGGCGGAACUGUGGGGGCAAAAAUGCAGCCCAAUGGUGGAAGUGGUGGUGGUGGUAGCGGAGGUGGUAUGACGCCCAAGGAGCUUUCUGACAACGAUGAUCUUGCAACGUCUCUAGUGCUCGAUCCCUACUUAGGCUUCACAACGCACAAAAUGAAUAUUAGAUACAGACCUCUGAAAGCUAAUAAAGACGAACUGCGCAAGAUUAUCACAGAGUUCAUUCAAACUCAAAAUUAUGAGAAAGCUUACAAAAAAUUAAUGGGGGGUGAUUGGGGAGCAAGAUUACCCCAUACGAAAACUAAACAGCAGCAGAUUAAUCUAGAAAAACACAUUUACCGAUAUUUAAGAGUAUUUGACAAAAACUCAGGGUUCGCAAUUGAGCCCUGUUACAGGUACUCACUAGAGGGACAGAAGGGUGCCAAAAUAUGUGCAACUCGUCGGUGGCCAAAACAUGAAAAGAUUUCAUGCCUCGUAGGGUGUAUAGCCGAACUUAGUGAAAAGGAAGAAGCGGCUUUAUUGCAUCCUGGAAAAAAUGAUUUCUCGGUAAUGUUCAGCUGUAGAAAGAAUUGUGCACAGCUUUGGCUGGGCCCUGCUGCAUAUAUUAAUCACGACUGUCGAGCAAAUUGCAAGUUUGUCGCAACUGGGAGAGACACUGCCUGCGUCAAAGUCUUGCGUGAUAUAGAAGUGGGUGAAGAAAUAACCUGUUUUUAUGGUGAGGAUUUUUUUGGUGAUGGAAACUGUUACUGUGAAUGCGAAACGUGCGAGAGACGUGGGACAGGUGCAUUUGCCAGUCAAAAACCAGGCGAAGAGCUUUCAUCUGGUAAUUCAUGCAAAAGGUAUCGCUUAAGAGAAACCGAUAAUCGUAUAAAUCGUACAAAACAUCGACAACAGCCUCCAUCUGGAAACAAGCAACAGCAAACUGAAAAUUCUUUGGCAGAUAAAAACGCCAUGCUGGUUGCAAAUUCCGCUGUAACACCCCUGUCUCUUAGUAUGAAAGAAUUGCGACGAAAAGGGUUGACCAAAUAUGACGCGGAGUUAUUGAUUGCCCAGGGAUGUCGGUUUUCGGACAUUGCGCAACAGCCAGUAAACGUGAACAACAAUAGUGAAAACCCACAGGUUCGACAACACUCUACCUCAAAUCUUGUCAGCACCCGAAAUCUCAGGAAUAAACAACAGUCGAUGGCGAGAACAGAAAGCAACAACAAUAACAACAAAAACAGUCAAAGCCUCAGAGCUUCCAGGCUUCAAAAGAGGACAGAGACGAAAAGAACCAGGGCCAGUGAGGAUGACGGGUCGUCGAGGUCGAGCAGUUCUACAACAAAUAGUCGAGACGAACAUGAAAUAAGUAUGUGCAAGAAUGAAUCCGAUCUAACACAAAAUGAGAAUGUCGAAUUACUCUCAAGGCUGCAACCAAGUCAUUCGAACAACGGUUUAAGAGCAGAUAUCUUCGAUGAAAAUUCCCACAGUAUGGGGAGACUUCAUACCAAGAAUGGCGACGAAAAUUCAGGAGCAUCGAAUGUUUUGAAUAAAAAUCUUCAAAACAGACUGUCUACUUUACACGCAUAUGAGACGUCAAAGUCUGCUCUUUCGUCGAUGGAUAAUAAUGACAAAGACGAAUCUCGAGAGGUUGAAGCCUAUGGCAUUGAUAAUAAGAAAAUAUGUUUUGAUGGUCAGCAAAAGUGUGGUAAUUCUCUGGUUCCUUGCCUCUCGAACCUGAAUUCCCUUCAGAUAAAUCAGCAGAAAGAUGGAGCACUCAACGAAGGCCAUACAAAUUUUGAUUAUCAGAUCGAUGCUAACGGAUCAUCGAAGAAUAAUGAAUUUCAUAACUCAACUAGUGAAAAGCAUGAAUUUUCAGAGAAAGUCCGUGCAUCUAUUGAAAAUAAAGAUAAUUUUUGUAAGGAUAUGCAGAUGCAGAUUGACGAACAAGAAAACAAGGAGAGAGUUAAAAGGUUCAUUGGAAUGCAGAUGCCUGAGAAUGUCAGAGAUGGUUUAAUGGUACAUGAAAAUAUGAUGGAAGAUACGAAGCACAACUAUAAGAUUAACGAAAAUCAAUCCCACACAAUGGGCUUUCAGACAGCUUCCAAUAACCAGCAAAAUGAAAAUUCCAGUGAAACUAGUCGGUCCAGUUCCGUAUCUCGUGAAGUAAGUGAAACAAACAGUGAAUCCGAUAGAACAAGUCAGGUGAAGUAUCAUCUGCAAGAAGAAGAAUUCAACAUAAUAAAUACUGGCAAUGAAAAUUCUUUAGAAACCUAUGAAAAAUCGGAAAGCUCUGUCCAGGUACCAUCGAUUGCUGCUGAAAGUCAUACAACUAGAAACGACGACCAUCAAGAUAGAGAAAACCGUAGAAAUGAGUCAUCAGCUUUAAGGCAAAAUGGAAUUGUUUCAGAAAAAAAAUGUCACACCCUAAAUCUACGACGUAAUCAUGAAAGUCUUUAUGAUACACGAAAGCAGAGGCAUGAUUCUCACGAUAUGUUUUCAAGGAAAGGUAUCUUGGAAGACAAUACGUAUGAUAAAGAGUUGAUGACUGGAAAAAAUAAUCCGGAUCAAAAUUUCCCAAGAAAAGAAGAUACCUUGGACAAUUCGCACAGCAUGAAUCUCAGAAAAUCUGAGGAUCGGCGAAAUAUAACAAUAAAAAGAUUAACUCAGCAACGAGCCAAAAGCACUGACAUCAGCUUGAGGUCUCGUAGGAAUCACAAACGGCUCACUGAACCUUCCUUGGAAUCUGGUGUCGAGGGUGACUCACCUGAUAGUGGACAACAGACUGUUUCUACGUCAAGAGACAAAAGUAAAGGAGUCAAAACUAACGGAAGAUUAACAAGGAGCCAGCGAAGGGGUCAUCAACGAAAUGACGCAACAGCGGUGGCAGCUGUAGCAGUUGCCGAUGAUGAUUCAGGCAUUCAGGGUGAUAUAUACGAGUUUAACGAGAAGGAAAGCAACUUGGAAGACAUUGAAAUAUCGGCGAUUAGACGAGGCAGAAAUAACGACAGACAAUCGGUUAGUCCAGAAUCUCGGUUGCAGUUGCCACAAGGCGGGGAAGCUUUUAGCCACCUGCAACCUCCUGCACUUAUACCUGAGGAACCUUGGCCGCGCAGUGCAAAUACGCAGCCGAAUUCCAACAGCUGGGAAGAAAAAAGUAAUUAUUUGCAGGAGAAUUCAAGGACUGGUGGAGCGGGUAAUGAAAGGCUGGUGACAGAGGAGAACAAGAGCACAAAGAAGUCAAUGUCGCUACCGGACUGUCAAUGGUCUUUGAGUAGCAAUCAAAACUGCCAAGUUUGUCCCGCGACUCCGGAAAGAACAGGAGGAAGGCUAAAGCUAACAUUACGUAUGAAGCGUUCUCCAGUAUUGGAUGAUGUUAUUGAGUCUGGUACAAGCCUCAGCGAAGACAGUUAUGAACCGGAAUACGAAGUUUUAAGAGUUGAGGGUGUGGAAGAGGGCAGGCGUCGUAAGAAACAUAAAACAAGAGACCGGGAAAGGCGGCACAAGAAACGAGAAAUAAAUUUAAACCCACCACCACCUCCUAUGAAACGAUUACGUUUAAUUUUUGGCAACGAGAGCCAUACUAUUGAUCUACCACAUUCUUAACGGAUAGGUCUGGGCAUAUAAAAAUAGUUGUAAUAUUAUGAUCAAUUAUUGACUAUUAUUAUCAUUAUCAUUAUUCUUCAGUUACAAAAAGAAGAAACAUCUUUAAAUAAAAGACUGUGUUUGACGAAGACAAUUUAGGAACCUUUUGCCAUUGCCCAACUUUCCUUUUCUACUACUAUCAACCAAAGAAUCUGCUUACUUUUUCCGUCAAUUCAAUUAGUUUCAGCAGUUGCGAUCGAUUUCAUAAGCAAGAUUUUGUGAUAAUUAACUACUUUAUAUUUGAUGAAAUGAAUAUUCUGGUGCUGUGUGGUAUGCAAUAAUCAGGCUCGACAAAUCGAGUGAGUAUGCGGGUUUUUGGUGAUUGUUCGCAUUAGGAAUACUAGCAUGUUGAUGCAUUUUCUCUUGAAUCAAAUUAGUCCAGUCCAGUCAAGUGUCCACGGCAGUCAGGAUCCUAUGACUUUCAAGCACAGAUUUUUUAUUUAAAGAAAUGCCGGUGUUCAUAAAAUUCGUUAUAUUAUAAAUUCAAGGGAUUUCAAAGGUGAUUCUUGCAUGUCUUACAGGCAAAAAGAAAAAUUCAAGAAACAAAAAAAAAAGGAGAUAAAAACUUGCAUUUUACCAAUACAAAAAUUAAUAUGUGUUAAUUAUAUAAUGAAUAUAAUCAAUUGAUUGAAAGUUUUUUCGGUAUUUACAUGUCAUCAAUAUCUGCUUACUAAUAUCUUAUCAAAUCAAACCGGACUUGUAAGUAUCCACACACUACGCGUUUAUACUUAUGAUCAGUUUCUAUUAUAAAAAAUAAUUAAGAGGAAAAAGCUCACAAAAAUGAAAGAGCAAUCUACGAUUAUAGAUUUUUCUGGGCGCAAAACAAAUUAAGUUCAAUUCAAAUGAUGUAUUGCCGAAGAAUCCACGUUUUAUGAUUAUGUUUUCAUGCCUGUGGUACGUACAUAUUACCUAAAGAGAUCUUAAAUUUAGUACGGUAACCGAGGAAAGUUGAACAUAUUUCCUAGUCUGAAUCUUGUUUUUUCUUCAUCGCGAUACAUUGAUGAAUAAACUUUAUUGUAAAAAAAAAAGGUUUAUUUAUAAAUAUGUAUUUUUUUCUUUUUUUUUACACUUCAGAUUUUGAUAAUUAAAGAUUUCUAUACACAUGUAACUGGUGUUUCAUUCUGAUAAAUAAGUAACAAGAUAGGUUAUCCUAUUAAAUUUAGUCUGUACAGGUAUAUCAUCUUUGGAGACUCUUGAUUAUUGUGAUUAAUAUUAAUGUCACUCAAUAUAUUACCUAUUGAGUCUGUGUUCAUAUAACUUAUUGAAACUGUUGAUGGGACUAUGGUGAAAUAUGAAUUGAAAUGAGAUGAAACAGAAAUAAUCGAUGAUGAUGAACUUUCCAUGCAUCUUUUAACUACAUGUAGAAAUAGUUAUUGAAUUCGAAAAAUCCAUUUGUCUGUGUUUUAAGAAUGGUACAGGACAAAAGUGAAGAAGUGUUGAAAAAAAAAAAAAAAAUUGGCUCUGAAUCUUAAUCCCAGUCAAACAAAGACUAUUCGUCAUUUUUCCAUAAUCACUUGUUAAAUCUCUUCGUGUACAUUGUCUUUAUAAAGUGACAAGUGAAGAGAAUCCAUACUUACUAUGUAUAAUAAAUAGCAAUUAAACUAUAAAAUAAUUGAAAUAGCUAAAUACCAGUUAGUAACUAUUAUUAUUAUUAUUAUUAUUGUUAUUAUUAUUAUUAAUAUUAUUGUUAUUGAUUUAUCAAUUAAUAAUAAUAUGUGACAUAUUAUCACAGGACAAUUGUAAAUAGAUUUGAAGAUAUAGUAACAGUAUUCUGUAUUCUGUUUUCAUACAGCGCCUCAACACACAUCUAACGAUCAGUUCUGACUAACUUUUUAAUUCAGCAAAAUUGAAUGUUGAACGAUAUAGUAGCUACUGUGUAGAAACAUCCGUUGAAAAAAAAAGUUACCUAUUCAGUGCAUGCAUGAUUUUAUUCAGCAACCGAAAUAUGUUAUUUCAAAAUAAAUGUUUAAGAAAAGAAUUAAUUGUAAUCUUCGAUUAAUCCCAUUUGAUUUAAAUUUUCCGAGUUUUCCUCUUCGCUUCGUUCUUUUGAACCAGUAUUCUUGGGAAGGAUGAGAAAAUUUUGAAUCAAAUUAAUUCAUGGUGCAAUUUAGAAACAUUUUUCAACGGAUAUGUCAUAACUUAUCUCAAGAAUUUACAUAUUGUACGCUUUUAUAACCGAUAUAUAAUACUAGGAUUAACUGAUUACUGCCAUUCAUUCAUCGUACUUGUUUUUGUAGGAAUAUGAAAACGAAUAUGUAAAAUGAGACACUUCUACUUGUUUAUGUAUUGCAUAAAAUAUCAGUUCAACGUACCCCUAGUGAAAGCGGAGAAUUUGUUGCGUAUUAUGAAAAAUGAUGUAUUCAAUAAGCAAUUGAAACUGAAUAUUUGGAAUACUAAUAUUUUCUCACAGUUGUACCAAAUGUUUCAUCUUGUUCACAAAUGAUAUUGAACUUAUACUUUGCUUCAAGUAUUCAACACAGCCGUAUGCGAUAUAAAUGUGUAAGAUUCAAAGGGUUAUAAUCAGCUAAAAUUUAUGUGAAUUCCUGGGAUAUUGAGUGUAACCAACUUUAUAUGAAGAUACGUGAGAGCGAAUAGAAGGAAAAAAAUUUUGUUCAACUUUGACAGCAUGUUAAGUAAUAUGAUCAAUGGAUCAAAAUUUAAAAAGUUUAUUAUAAGCUAACUGUAUAGCUAAACUGCUUGACGCUUGUGUUGUGAGGUGUAUAGACUUAGAAAAUUUACUCAAAAACUUUUUUUUCGUUCUAUUUCUCGAUAGCAAAACUGGCCGUAAAAUUAUUCACUGUUUAUAAUAAAAUUUGUAAAUCCAUAUAAAAAAUACAUUAUACAUAUGCAUAGGAAACAGUGAAAUAUGAAUACGAAUUAGGACUAUCGUUGGAUGACUAUACCUAUAUUCUCUUUCAUCUUGCAUCAUUAUUUAUUGAUCUACAUUUACAUACAUCCGAACACCCUAUGUUUGUGUUUUUUCGACAUAUUUAUAUUUAUACAUACAAGUCAAUUCAAAUAGCGGCAAUAGAAAUUUGAAAAUGAUCGUUCGUUCACAAUGCUGUGUCAUACCAAUUAAUAAGUUUUUGAUAGAGCACGUACAAUAGACUUCUGCCAAAUGUCAAUCAUAUACAAUUAUUUUAGCUACAUAGGUCUUUAAAUAUUGUUUUAUUCUUACGUCAUAGUUUCUUGAGAUUUUAUCUUAUAUUAAAGACCCUUUUUUUUAACGUAUCAAAAUUGAUUACUGUUUUUCUUUUUUUCUCGUUUCUUUCUUUUUUUUUUCUAGUGAAACUUGACGUGCAAUUCCAUACGUAUUUAUGGAUAAGGCGAAAUAAGUAUGAUAAUAUGAUGUAGGGAGAAGGGGGCGAAGCAAUGAAUAACAUGAAAAGUUAGGGUCUAACAUUUAUGUUCGUAUUUUACUUGGCAUGCGGCAGUCUUCUAGCAGCUUUGUAUUAUAACAAUUGAAUAUACAUAUAUAUUCGAUUAAAAGUAUAAUAAUAAUAAUAGUAAACAAUACUGUAAAUUAAAUUAUAGAUUUAAAUAUUAUACUGGUAUGAAGUAGGUUUGUUCUGGGAGUGUGUUCUUGUGACCUCUCUCUCUCAAAAAAAAAGAUGAAAAUUUGUGAUAUAUAACCGUUCUUUAUUUCAGUCUGAUGAUGUAAUACAAAUAAUAAUAAUAAUAAUGGCCCAUUUUGCCAAGGUCUCAAAAAAAUAGUUGAAUUCAUAGGUGUAAGUUCAGAACAUGUUGAAAAGAAGAAAGGAAUGAAAAAAAAAAUAAUUCCGAAAAGUUGAAAGACUAACGUAAACGAGAACUGUUUAUUUCGAUAUUUCA
Messenger RNA from Neodiprion fabricii, 7837 nucleotides. It is a transcript of the gene Hmt4-20, whose product is annotated as histone-lysine N-methyltransferase KMT5B-B. The transcript has 9 exons. The record is from RefSeq and is a predicted model, not a curated record. Gene Ontology annotation, cellular component: nucleus. Bases 317 to 3967 code for a protein of 1216 amino acids. NCBI's taxonomy places the organism in Eukaryota, Metazoa, Arthropoda, Insecta, Hymenoptera, Diprionidae. Gene Ontology annotation, molecular function: histone H4K20 methyltransferase activity; protein binding.